CAUGCCAAGUGCCAAAGAAAAAGAGGGGGGGUUGGGUUGUAAAUUGUAAUAAAUAAAGAAUGGAGAAAAAGAAAAGAAGCACAUUGCCAACCCCAUCCCCAUCUUUGAGUCAGAAGUUGCAGCAAAAGGCUCCUCAUUCCUCUCAACCCAAAUGAAACUUCCUCCUCCUCUUUCUUCACCUCUCUUCUCGUCCUACUCAUACUUCACCUGGAUUUGUUCAUGCAAGAUCCAAAGAAGUCACAAGCAAGACGUUGGUUAAGCCGGUGGGCGAAAAUAAUGGGUCCGCCCUCCUUACACCCACGUUCGAAACUUCCUUCCCAUAAUAGUUGAGUAUAUUUGUAAUGCUUGACCAAGGCCAGGUAAAUUCGUAAUGCUUAGAGAGUCUAAGAUUUGACCUUUGAAAUUUUUAGACUUUUACUUAGCCCUUGUACUUAUCUGUUACGACAAAUAAGUGACUCCUCUGGUUCAAUUCGUUAAAUCUAUAAACAUAUUAAGACAAUCAAUGCUCGCUGAAUAUGUCAAAGAUAAGUAGGUUUCAACUUUCAAUCCAGACUUGGCAAUUUCAUCUUUGAAAAAACCCCCAAACUUAGCAAAUGGGCAGUUGUCUUCGACAACAUUAGAAUUAAAUUGGGUAUAAAUUAAAUGAAGUAGUAGUCUUCAAGAGGAAAUUAGAAUCCACGUUCAACCAAUCUUCUUCAAAAUAUGUACAUCACAUUGGCUCCAUUUGUGCGUAAUUAUUAUCCUUGUGAUUUCUUGAAGCAUGUAGAAAAGCAGAAGCAGAGCCAUGACGUCAUUAUUGUUGACAUGCACUUGUUUUUGCUUAGGAAUAAUAAGCCUUGGUAUCAAAGAGCAAGAGAGAUGGGCAUGGGCAGUCUAUGGAGAAGCAUCAACAAUAACAAUUCAAAGUCCACACAAGUUCCAGCAGCAAAUUCCACGCUAUGGAAAACCCUAGUCAAUGCCAAAAGUAGUCCCGGCACAAACCCUAAUAAUUUUCCUGCACCAAAUUCCAACUCCAAUUCCAAUAAUGUUAGGCACAAACUGAGAAAAUGUACCUCUCUAAAGGUUGCCACGUCAUUUACAAGGGUGUGUCUUUGUGCACCAAUAUCUUCCUACAAUGAGGUUUUUAGGGCUGAGCUUCCCCCAAGAAGAAGCAACAGCUACCCAAGAAUGGGGUCCUAUUCCAAGCCAUUGGGCACAACAACUACUUCUAGUGCCAGCAUUGCGCAAGCACGGCUUAGCACUGAUCAUCCAGGAAUUAGAAGAGUGUUUCGGGGAAAGUCGCUGACCGACGACGUUUUGAUGAGAAGGUUUGUGGUGGAAGAAGAAGCAAUGAUGCAGGUUAGAAGGAGAAAUCAAAUGGAAGUCAUAAGGAGAAGAAGUGUGAUGAGGAGGAAGAGCCUUGGGCCUAGUCCUCUUUGUAGAAUGGUUUUGGCUGAGGAGGAUUAAUGAAUUUUCAGCUUUUCCCUAAAAUAAUUUUCAGCUUUCCUCUCUCUGGUAUAUCUUUCCCCCAAAAUUAAAUAUUUUUUGAUGAUGUAGCAUUAUUGGUUGGUGUACAAGUUUUAUGGGAAAUAUUAUGGUCUCUAAAUUUUAAAUGCUAACGAAUGAUUCAAUUUUUGUUGUUGUAUAUAAUUAUAUAUAUGCAACUGAUCGACAGAAUGGUGGAACUAUUGCAAUUUUU
This is a messenger RNA of Prunus dulcis (almond), 1678 nucleotides long. RefSeq lists its product as uncharacterized. The record is from RefSeq and is a predicted model, not a curated record. The transcript is spliced from 2 exons. NCBI's taxonomy places the organism in Eukaryota, Viridiplantae, Streptophyta, Magnoliopsida, Rosales, Rosaceae. Bases 703 to 1446 code for a protein of 247 amino acids.